This is a messenger RNA of Trichoderma virens Gv29-8, 855 nucleotides long. RefSeq lists its product as uncharacterized. Gene Ontology annotation, molecular function: triacylglycerol lipase activity; acylglycerone-phosphate reductase (NADP+) activity. Lineage: Eukaryota; Fungi; Ascomycota; Sordariomycetes; Hypocreales; Hypocreaceae. Gene Ontology annotation, cellular component: lipid droplet; endoplasmic reticulum. Gene Ontology annotation, biological process: triglyceride catabolic process; phosphatidic acid biosynthetic process. The record is from RefSeq and is a predicted model, not a curated record. The transcript has 3 exons. The coding region runs from base 1 to 855 and encodes 284 amino acids.
AUGGCUAAGAAACUCACUAUUCUCAUCACCGGCUGUUCUGCCGACGGCAUUGGUGCCGUUCUCGCGCUCACUCUCGCCAAGCAAGGCCACCACAUCUUUGCUACUGCACGCAAUACUUCCAAGAUCCCCUCUGAGCUCAGCAACCUCCCCAACGUGUCUGUAAUAGCCCUGGAUGUUUCAUCCAAUGAGUCCGUUGCAGGGGCCGCAAAGUCAGUCGAGGAGGCUGGACACGGUCUAGACGUGUUGGUGAACAACGCAGGAUUUGGAUACACGAUGCCAAUUCUAGACGUGGACAUUGACAAGGCGCAAAACCUAUACAAUGCGAAUGUCUGGGGAGUGGUGAGAACUGUUCAGGCAUUUGCCGGGCAGUUGAUCGAAAGCAAAGGCCGAGUGGUCAACAUGAGCUCUGUCGGUUCUGUAGUCAACACUCCGUGGAUUGGAACUUAUGCCUCCUCUAAAGCUGCCAUCAACAGCAUAUCCGAGACGCUUCGCUUGGAACUUUCCCCCUUUGGCGUGAGCGUUGUAACCAUCCUGCUUGGCACCGUCGCCACGCCGUUUCACGCAAAUGAGCCGAUUCCUGAUCUUCCCGCAACGUCUUACUACGCCACUAUCCUUGAGACAAUCACCAAGUGGGCCAAGAAUGAGCUCGGCCCCAAAGGAGGGUCUACACAUGAGCUCGUCAAUUCUAUCGUGCCAGAUAUCGUGGCGAGUGGCAGAAACGGAAUAGUAUGGAGAGGGGCGUACAGCGGAAUUAUUUGGUUUGUGACGCGGUGGCUACCAGUAGGGAUACUUGAUGCGAUGAUGUCUAAUGACCAAGGUUUGGACGUCCUGGCCAAGAACUCAGCCAGGUCCUGA